Messenger RNA from Ambispora gerdemannii, 351 nucleotides. Lineage: Eukaryota; Fungi; Glomeromycota; Glomeromycetes; Archaeosporales; Ambisporaceae. The record is from the annotation of a GenBank genome assembly.
AUGUCGUACCAAGCUGAUGAACGAGUUGUCUUAAAUGUGGGUGGCAUCAAGAACGGAAAAGGUGCACCACUGAGCAAUGAAGUUCUCACGGACUUCGAUUAUUUUGAAAGCUCUGUCAUUAGAAAAUCGAGCAUUGGCAAUUCAUUGAAUAUCAAUGGAAAUUACAUGGUAUCACAUUAUGUGAAUAAAUUGGUUGGUUCAAGUGCAUAUGCCGUUCUCGAACAGUUCUCGAAGGAUAUCGAGGCGCAUGUGAAUUCGGCAUUUCCUAGACUGACAACAAAGUUCACACAUCAUCCAAAUGGAUUCAAGUAUCUGGAUAAUUUCACAGUACCGAUUCCGAUUUUGCGUUGA